UCUUAAAACUGUGUCAUCUUUGCCGUUUAAAAACAAUGAUAUACAUCAUUCCUUAACAAUAAAUACACUAAAGCAGUGGUUUUCAACCUGUGGGCCCCCCCAGGGGGCCGCAGAGGUACUGUAAGGGGGACAUAUCGCAUCACACCGCAUAUCGCGGUGUUGAGCCACCAUAUAGAAUCGCAGGGGAAAUUCUUUCACCGCGACAGCCCUAGCUAGGGAGACAGAUGUUGAAGUCAAUCCAUGUGAAAAGCAAACAUCUAAAUAUGCAUUUUUUUUUUUUAAGGUGAGGUCGUCCGGGCAUUUGCCCCCUAUCAGUCAGGAACCAGAAAGAGACGUCUAGUCCUGCCAGCUGCUAACCCUAAGUGGAGAGUGCAGCUUCAGUCAUUUACGCACAAUUUCUUCUGUUUGAGAGGGAGGAAAGACUGCAGUGUCCCCUCAGCAUUCGAAAAAGUAAAUCUGUCCACUGCUGGUUUGGGGUUUAAGAAAAUCCAUUUCCCAGACCGGGCUUGUGAUGCUCAAGAGUUCCAAAAUCAGUUGACAAAAAGCUUUCCAAAGCUUCAGGAAGGAGGGGGCUUUGAGCUGUUGCGAACUAGCGGAAUGACACGGUCCAAAACGCUUGAGAUAAUUCCAUGUCCAGAGAGUGGAUACACACCCUUGUAUCUCACCACAGAGGCAGGGGUUGGUUCUUCAAUCCUUUAUGUGAGACCACUUCAAGCCAAUCUUAGCAUGGAAAGAAUAUCUACUCCUACAUCGUCAGGUGGUCCAACCAUACAGUGCCUGUACUGCAAGCAAUUCAUGAGACAGGCAUCCAUCCCUACACAUGUUGAUGUUUGUUCAAGACAUAAUUCAGACGGUAGGACAGGCAGGCAUGGAAACAACAGACGAAGGGAGCAUAUAGAAGCUGAAAGGACUCAAGAUGGUAUUGGAAGGCACCAGGAAAGAGAGGGCAGACAACAGGAAAGAGAGGGCAGACAACAGGAAAGAGAGGGCAGACAACAGGAAAGAGAGGACAGACAACAGGAAAGAGAGGACGGACAACAAAAGGAGACAGAAGAUGGGAACACCACUCCAGGGGAAAUGGGAAAUCGGAACAGUACAGACAAUGAACAUAGAGACUUGAGGCAGAGACAAAGUGGUAGUUGCACUAGUGAAGAGUGGAAAACUGAGCCAGAUAUUACGAAAGCAGUUGACAUUUACAGACAUCAACUGUUGAAAGCUGCUGAGUCUGAGGAGGAUCUGACAAUCAAACUGAACAUGGGACAUAGUCCAGAGGACCGGGAGAGGGCUAUUCUGCAGUUUUACAAAGCCCCCAACAUAAACUGGGCCCGAAACCUUACUGUGGUUUUACAAGGUGAUGCUGCAUUGGGAGAUGGCGUCAAAAGAUUCUUUUUUUCACAAACAAUAUCAAAACUACAGUUUGGUUUUGAACUGAACAUAGAAGGUCCUGGGAAAACCCUUUUUUUUCUUGGAGAGGAAGAUCACCAGUUGCCAUCGACAUCUAAAAUUCUUCUAGACAGUGGACUCUAUGUGGUUGCUGGACGAAUGAUAGGACACUCAAUCCUGCAUGGCGGCCCAGGAUUGAGUAGUUUGAGUCCUUCAGUUUUUAGCUCUCUGAUUGGCCAAGAUGAAGAGCAUGUAUGCCUACAAGAUUGUCCAGACACGGACCUCCGAGAAAUAAUUCAAGAGCUUGAUGGAGAUGAUGACCUUAGCCAGAGCCAGACGUCAAAAAUGAAUGUUCUCUGCCUUAGCUGGGACUUGCCGUUUGUUAACACUGAGAAUCGAAGGUGGCUUGCAGAGAAAGUGCUAGUGCAUGCGCUAAGUGUUGGUCUUGAGAACAAAAGUUUGACACAAAUUUAAAGAAAAUAAAAAGCU
Messenger RNA from Astyanax mexicanus (Mexican tetra), 1872 nucleotides. RefSeq lists its product as uncharacterized. Gene Ontology annotation, molecular function: ubiquitin-protein transferase activity. The coding region runs from base 598 to 1857 and encodes 419 amino acids. Lineage: Eukaryota; Metazoa; Chordata; Actinopteri; Characiformes; Acestrorhamphidae. The transcript is spliced from 8 exons. The record is from RefSeq and is a predicted model, not a curated record.